CUAUCUCUAAAAACAUAUUGCGGUUACGGCAUGUUGUAUUUUAAUUAUUAUUAUUUUUUUAAUUGCAGUGGGGUUUCUAUUCCCUUUUGGCCCUCACCCACAUAACCAUUGCAGUAUAUAAACACAUCCAGCAAUACCCUCUUUCCUUCACAGACUGCUACACAAAUAUAGUCUUCAAUCGCGAUGGAAUUCUCUAAGCUUUUUCUCAGUAUCACUGUUUUUCAAGUUCUAAUCUUCUCCUAUGGAUCAGCCCAAGCUGCACCCACAAACCUCUUUCGAGAAUACAUAGGAGCAGAGUUCAAUAAUGUCCGAUUUUCUGAUGUCCCAAUCAAUUCAAACGUUGAAUUCCACUUCAUUCUCUCCUUUGCCAUAGACUAUACAACCUCGUCAUCUCCCUCACCCACAAAUGGGAAUUUCAAUGUCUUCUGGGACUCCGAUAAUCUCAGUCCCUCCGCGGUGUCUUCCAUCAAAAGUCAGCAUUCGAAUGUCAAAGUGGCAUUGAGCCUAGGAGGGGACAGUGUUGGCAAUGGUUACGCCUACUUCAACCCAUCCUCUGUCGAUUCAUGGGUUUCCAAUGCUGUUUCUUCUCUCACGCAUAUCAUCAAACAAUACAACCUCGACGGAAUCGACAUCGACUACGAACACUUCAGUGCUGAUCCUGAGACCUUUGCCGAGUGUAUUGGGCAGCUUAUUACAAAACUCAAGAACAAUGGAGUGAUUUCAUUUGCUUCCAUAGCUCCAUUCGAUGAUGAUCAAGUUCAGAGCCAUUAUUUGGCUCUGUGGAAAAGCUAUGGCCACCUCAUAGACUACGUCAAUUUUCAGUUCUACGCAUAUGAUCAGGGCACCACUGUGUCUCAAUUCUUGAGUUAUUUCAAGACCCAGAGCACAAAUUACAAGGGGGGUAAGGUUCUAACAAGCUUUAUAAGCGACGGAAGCGGCGGAUUGUCGCCAGAAAAUGGGUUCUUUACGGCCUGCAAUAGGCUCAUGAAUCAGCAACAACUCCAUGGCAUCUUUGUUUGGUCUGCAGAUGACUCAAAGGCCAGGGGUUUCGUUAUGAGAAGCAAUCACAAGCAUUGUUGGCAAGGUCUCACUAGUUCUAUAAGGAUUAUUAUACUACUGUACUAUGGUUUAUUACUAGGUGCCCAUAUGCUUAUAGUGUUCUGUGUACCUGUAACAAAUGGUGUUGCUUUGUUUCUGCUUGUGAGAUUUGUGUAGUGCAUUGUGUAAGUGAGUUGUAAUUUAUAUAUUAUCAAGGAGGUGUUGAGU
Messenger RNA from Ilex paraguariensis (yerba mate), 1266 nucleotides. Lineage: Eukaryota; Viridiplantae; Streptophyta; Magnoliopsida; Aquifoliales; Aquifoliaceae. The record is from the annotation of a GenBank genome assembly.